AUGUAUUUUAUCAAUUUAACUAUAUCAUUAUUACAAUAUCUUUUAUAUUUUUUUGCUUUUACACCUCAUUUAAUUGAAAGUCAGGGACAAUUUAUUUUACCACCCGGUUCAAGUCAACCUAUUCAACCAAUUAAAAAUACCAUUGGUGGUGUUUAUUCUAAAAAUGUUACAUUAUAUUUUAUGAAUUCUCCAUAUCGAGUUAAUCAAGAUUUGAUUGUAGAACAUGGUGUAACACUUCAUAUACAAACUGGUGUAAUAAUGUAUUUUGAUAGUGGUGUUGGUAUGAAGGUAUUUGGUAUUAUUGAAGCAUUAGGAAAUGAACAUGCACAUAUUCAAAUGUUACCAUAUCAACAACAAUUAAUAUAUGAUCAUAAAUUUCCAGAUUUUAGAUUAAUUGAUGGUCCAAGUGUUCGUCAAGGUAGAUUACAAAUUAAAGUUAUAGAUAAAUUAACACAAAUACCUAGAUGGAAAAGUGUAUGUACUGCAUUAACAAAUUGGACUUCUAUUGAUACAACAGUUGCAUGUAACUCACUUGGUUAUUCUGGUGGAGGAUUUUGGAAAUGGUAUUUAAGAAAUAAUGAUACAUAUCCAAUUGUUAUUUCAAAACCUAAUUGUCAUUAUGGAGCAUCAAAUUUAUAUGAAUGUGAGGGAUUAAAAGAUGUUAAUAAAAUUCCUAUGUCUGAAAAUAUUUGUCAGGGAGAGGAUGAUAUUGGUUUAUAUUGUUGGGGAAAACCAAUAUUUCGUGGAUGGGAAAAACAUUGGAAAGGAAUACAAAUAAUUAAUUCACCAUUUACUUUUGUUAAUGAAGAUCCUGAUGAAGUUUCUUUAAUACGAAAAUCAUAUUCAAGAUUAGAUUAUGUUGAUAUUAUGUAUGCUGGUUAUGAUUUACAAACAAAAAAUGUAACUCCAGCUGUAUAUGUUGAGGGUACACCACCAUUAUUUAAUGGAAUGAAAGUUUCUAAAUCUGCUCGUGAUGGUUUCUUUUUUUAUGAAUCUUCUGGACCUAUAUUUAUAACAAAUAGUACAAUUGAAUAUAAUCGAGGUCAUGGAAUUGCUGUUGAUAAUACAACUGAUGGAAGAUUAUUUGUAAAUAGUACAAUUAUUCAAAAUAAUUAUGGUGAUGGAAUUUGGUAUAAACAGAAACGUGGUGGUAUACAAUUAAUACAAAAAUUAAAUAAUAAUAGAUUUAAAAGGCAAAUUUCAUUUUUUGAGGAAGAAAAUGAUAGAAUAGAUAUGUGUAAAACACAUAUAUUACCAUCAAAUCAAUUUUUUCCUCAUUUAAUACGUCUUCAUUUACAAAAUGGAACUUUUUAUAAUAUUGAUGAUCCACCAUUAUGUUGGAUGAGUUUAAGUUUACCAUCAAGAUUAUCUUAUACAUAUACAAUUCAAUUUAUUGAUAUUAUUAAUAGAAAUAAUGAUGAUAUUGAAAGUAAAACAAAUUUAAUUAUUUGUGAUGGAAAUGAAAAUGAAAAUUUAUGUCGAAAUGAACGUUAUAAUAUUCCAAUAUAUAAUGGAAUAUUUCCUCAAAGUAUAUCAUUAAAAUCACACUCUCAACCAAUUUAUAUUGCAUUACUUCAUAAAACAUCUCCAUUAUAUAAUGGAAAAGUUGUUGGUGAUAUAGAAAUAAGAUUUAAAAUUCAUGCAUCAGUUUUAGAUAAAGGUAUUUAUGGGUUAAAUGUUACUAAUUCAUUAAUUUUUAACAAUACUGGUUGUGGUAUACGUGCCAUGGAAAUUAGAGAUAGAACAUGCCUUUCUAAUGUAACAAUUAAUAAUAAUGAAGGUUUAGCUGGAUUUUUAAUAAAAGAUGGUUCUGCAGAUGUAUGGGUUAAUGGUUCAAGUAUUGAUAAUAAUUGGGGUGAUGGUAUGAAUAUAUCAUAUGCUGGUGGUUCUAUUAAUUUUAAUGGUUCAACAUUAAUAGGUAAUAGAUGGAGAGGUUUUGCAUUCCAUCAAAAUGAUUCAUUACCAUUUUUACCAUUGAGACAGGAAAUAAUUUUUAAAGGUAGACCUUCAAAUAAUAGAUUUUAUCUAAGAACAAUAUUAGCACAUAAUCUUUGGGGUGGUAUGUUAAUAGGUAAUUAUUGUACCCCAUUUGGUAUGAAUUUUGAACCAAAAGUAUUUAUUAAUUGGGUAGAAUUUGUCUCAAAUAUCUAUCAUCCUCAUAUAGAAGUAUUUUCUUGUCAAAGGAUAUGGCCACCAACAGGACAGACACUUUUAGAUAUAUCUGGAAAUCGAAUAGAAAGAGGUACUGGUAUAGGAUUUAGAAUGGAACCUGCUGUAAAUGUUUUAGCAACAAUAUCUUCAAAUAUAUUUUUAGAAAUAAAUAAUACAGCAUUAUUAAUACGUAACUCAAAGCAUCCACAAUUAUCUAUACUACCAGCAAAAGUAAAUAUUAGUAAAAAUGCUUUUAAAUUUAAUAGAGGUCAAUAUAUUGUAAAUAUUGGUUUAAAUGAAGAAGCUGAAAAUCAAAAAAUGUUUUUUAAUCAACAAAAUGAAGUUAAUGAAAAUAAAGUAAUAAAUCCAUUUCCUUAUUUAAAACCAAGAUCAACACCAUAUGCAGCAUUAGUUGUGUCUAGUAGUAAUGUUAUCAUCCAACGAAAUUGUUUUCGUAAUCCUGAAGCUGAUUAUGAAAUUGGUACAGAAUUAUCUGAACAUGCUAAAUGGAUUGAUGCAAAAGAAAAUAAUUGGGGUAGUCCACAAAGAGAAAUUUUUAUGCCAAAAAUAUUUGAUCAAUUUUAUAGGUAUUCAUUAGCAUCAAUUGAAGUUAAUCCAUAUGCAGCUACUUGUAAUCAACUAAAUCCUAAAAUAACAUAUCUACAAGAAUAUUUCAGACAAUUUAAAAAAGAAAGUCAUCCUUUUAUAUUGGGAGGAAAAAUUUAUGAAAAUCAUGAUUUAGUUAAGGGAAGAUAUGUUGUGACGGAUGAUUUACAUAUUGUACCUGGGGCAAAAUUAACACUUUCUCCUGGAACAGUAAUAGAAUUUAGUGAUAAUACUGGUAUGCUUGUAGAAGGUGAAUUAUUAAGAACUGAUAUGAUUGAAUCAAAAGAACCAAUUAUUUUUACAGGUAAAAAAUUUAACCAACAAAAAGUUAAAAAUGUAAGAUUAAUGGAUGAGAAUGAUAAUGAAGACACCUAUGAAGGUAGACUUGAAGUAUUUAUUGAUGGUAAUUGGGGAUCUGUUUGUAAUAGAAGUUUUACAGCUUUUCAUGGGCAACUUGUUUGUAAUCAACUUGGUUUAAUAAUUGAUCCUGAAUUUUUUGAAAAUUGGAGAAUUUACCCACCUCCAGGGGAAUUACCAAUGAUUAUGGAUAAUAUUCGUUGUGAAGAAAAUGAAUAUGAUAUUACAAAAUGUAGACAUGAUGGUGUUAAUCAUAAUAUUGAAGCAUCCUGCCCUCCAACAAGUGUCAUUGGUCUUCGUUGUCUUGAACCACAUUGGGCUGGUGUUAGAUAUUCAUUAUUAGCUAAUCCACCAAUAUUUACCGGCCAACCAACAAUGAAUAAUUGGAUUAUAGAGAAGGCAGGACUUUUUGAUUUUAGAAGUAAUAUUUUUAAAGCAGCUCUACAAAUAGAUUGGAAUUAUCAUACAUUUGAAAAUUUAGUUAUUAAAAAUAGUUUUUAUCAUGGUUUAGAUAUAAUUUAUAAUGAUUUAACAAAAAAACCUGCCUUCAGAGAUUCUUAUUUUAUAAAUAAUCGUCGUGAUGGAAUUAAUAUUAGAUCUGGUGGUAUAACAAUAGAAAGAGUUUUUAUUAAUAAUAAUGGUAAUGCAGGAAUUCAAUAUAAUCCAAUGGUUCAUGAAGGUACUCAAAAAGAUAUUGUCUCAUGGUUAGAUAAAAAAGAACAACCUGAAAUGGAGGCAAAUAAUGUUUUUAUUGUUCCAAAUGGUAUAAAUCAAACUAUAACUGUUUUUGAAAGUCAAUUAAAUCAAAGAAAAUUUUUAGUUUUUAAGGAAAAUAACUUUUGUCCUAUUGAUUUAAACAAUCCAUGUUUAUGGGAAAUUGAUAUUGAAGCAAUUGGUAGUGAAUUUGGUAUGAAUGGUAAACUUGCAAUUCAACUUGUUAACAGAGCUGGUAAUGAAACUGAUGAAGAAGCAAUACUAACAGAUUAUAGUACCUCUCAAAGUUGGAGUGUUAGAAAAAAUACAAUUGAAUUUCCUAUAGUUUCCAGAGGAAACAGAAUGUCAUUAAAAUAUUCAAGAAGUUAUGGUAAACCGAAACUUAUUUUAUUAGUUCUUUUUCUUGAUACUCAAGAAUAUUUAGAUAGAUUUGUUCAUGUUUACAAAUCAGAAAUCAAAGGAAAUCAAUAUGCUGUUUUAUCAAUUCAUUACAGUAAUUUGACUUAUGAUGAUGGAACAAUUUUGAUAAGACGAUCUCAGGAAAUGUUAUGGUUCCAAAAAGUUAAUUUUACAAAAAAUACAGAAGCUGUACUUUGGAUAAAUAAUCCUCAACAUGUUGUACUUCCAGGAACAGAAAUUGCUGAAAUAACUUAUAAUAUUGAUAAUUGUUCAAUAACUGAAAAUUAUGGUUCUAUAAUAGAUACUCAUAGAGAUCAAUUUUCAUCUGCAAACAUUUUUCAUUGGAUAUUUUGGUCAAAUACAUUUGAAAAAAAUAAAAAUUCUGGUAUUUUUGUUCACCUACCAGAUAAUUAUAAUUUAUUAGAAACUAAAAAUCAUAGUUUUUUGAUGACAGAAAAUAGAUUCAUAAAUAAUACAAAUUUCCAUGUUCAUUUAAGAGGUUUUUAUGCAUUCUUAAAUAUUUCAUCAAAUAACAUUACUGAUAAUAUAUGUGAUAACAAAUUUGGUAUUCUUGAAAUAUCAGGAACAGAAAAAUAUAUGAUAAUAGAAAGAAAUAGAUUUUUACAAAAUCAUGGAAAAUGGAUGAUUAAAGUAGAUAUAGAAAGUCAUACAUUAAGAGAUCGUGGAAGUGAAAUUGAAGGUUUCAUUCAAUAUAAUUAUUUUCUAUACAAUACUUUUGUUAAUAAUUUAGAUGAUUAUGUUGAAACUUUACCAAGAUCUUAUGCAAUUGGUAUAUUUGGUUUACAAAAAAUUGAUGUUCAUUUUAAUAGAUUACGAAAUUUAUUGAUGGAUUUUGAGUUAGUUGCUGGAGUUAAAUCUAAAUUUCCAGCAGAUGAUGUUUUAAAUGUUACUCAUAAUUGGUGGGGAACAGGUAAUGAUGCAACAAUUUUUCAAAGAAUCUUUGAUCUUGAUGAUUGUACCAAUUAUAUUCUAGCUGGUUUUUCACCAUUUUAUGUAACAGAAGAAUUAUUUUUAGAUUAUUGGUGGCGUCCACAUAUAGGUCAACUGGCAGAGGCUAAUUAUAUUGAACCUGAUGUUUUAGAUUUAAAAGGAAGAAUGUAUAUAAGUAAAAAUAUGACAUUAUUAUCAGAAAGAUGGUAUAAAUUUCCAUUUUUUUAUAAACCAGAAAUUCCUUAUAGAAUUUCAAAAGAUUUAAUUAUUAUGCCAAAUGCUACAUUAUAUAUUGAGAAAGGAGUUGAAAUACAUGUUUCACCUAAUGUUAAUAUAUUAGUUCUUGGAGAAUUAAUUUGUGGUGGUACAUAUUGGGAACCUUGUCGUAUCAAACCAUUAAAUGAAACAGAAUUUAUUCAAACACAAAAACAAAAACCAACGCGAUAUAAAAGAGAAGUUUAUAAUAAUUUAUACGCAACAGAGAUAGAAUAUUUAAAAAGAAAUAGGAGAAAAGUAUCUAUAGAUCCAAUAUUUGAUAAAUUUCCCAUCUUACGUCGUCAAGAUCCAUACUAUCAAACAUUUGAAAUUUCAUUAGAAAGAAAUGGUUCAGCACCAAAUGCUGGAUUUCUUCAAAUAUAUAAUGAAACAACAGGAGAAAUUGUUCCUUCAUGUGAUAGGCAAUUUACUUUAAAAAAUGCUCGUGUUGUUUGUAAACAAUUAGGUUUACCAUAUUUAAAUGCUUAUCAUUGGAUUACACCACGUUGGGAUUAUAAUCCUAAAAUAAGACUUGUCAGAACAUAUAUGGAACCAAGAGAAUGUUUUGGUGAUGAAGAUCGUUUAGAUAAAUGUUUAUUAAGAAUGAGUGGAAAUGAUUCACAAUGGAUGUGUAUGGAUAAUGAACAUUUUAAUUAUAUUCAUUGUGGAAGUGAUGUUUCAUUAAAUAAAGAUUAUGUAGGAAAUUGGGGAUCACUUAUAUUCGGUCCAUCUACAUUAGAAUUAGGAAUAAAAACACAAGAAGAAAAAUCAAUAUUAAGGCAUAUAGAAAUUGUUGGUGGUGGUAGAUCUCAUAAUGAAUCUUUAGAUGUUGGAGCAUUACAAAUUGUAAGAAGAUCUCCUGUUAUAGAUGCACUUAAUGUUACUAAUAGUUCAAUGCAUGGUAUUCAAAUUAUUUCACCAUCUUCAACAGUAAUUUUAAAUAUGAUAAAUGUAACAAAUAAUAAAGGUCAAGGUAUUAAUAUUCUUGCAACAAAUCUUCAAACACCAAUGUCUACAUCAUUUGUUCCAACAGGUCCAUUAACAAUUCCUUAUUAUUCUCCUGGUUUAUUAGAUAUAUGUUCAACAGGUAAAAUAAUUAAUGUUCAAAAUAGAAUUAUACUAUUUUAUAAAUAUGAUUCUAUAAAUGUGGAUUGUAUUAAAGUUUUUCACUCACUUCGUGGUCCAAUAUCAUUUAGAUUUAUUCAUUUUAAUCUUUAUAAAUCAAAAACAAAUCUUGGUAGAUCAGAUGCAUUAUAUAUUUAUUCAGAUGCAUCAUUUAAACAACGUUCAUUGCUAAAAAAAUAUUCUGCUGAUAAUUUCGAUUCUAAAUCAUUACCAAUACAAUCAUCAACUGGCGUUAUAUCUUUACACCUUCGUGGAACAGCAGCUGAUGGUGAGUAUGGUUUUAUUGCUGAAAUUGCAAUAGUACCAAAUAAUCCAGAUACUGCAAAUGCAAUGGAAAUAAAUAUAAGAUAUGGAAAGUUAUAUGAAAAUGAUAGAGGAGCAAUUGAAUAUAGAAAUAUAGGUGAAAUAGGACCAAGUUUAACAAUUGAAAAUUGUGCUAUUGAUAAUAAUGGUUAUUAUUUAUUUGGUAAUAUAUCAACAUCAUCUCAAGCUGUUGAAGUUCACCUUCAUAAUACAUUAUCAUUUAAUUUUCGUAGAAAUAGUGUAACACAUAAUAGAGGUGGUUUAUUACUUACUGAUGAAUGUUCAUCUGCUGUAGCAAGAUUAACUGCCUUAAUUAAAAAUAAUGCUUUUGUUAGUAAUAAAAAUAGUACAACAUUAGCAUUUUUAGGUAAUAAUUAUCAAUCAGUUAUGAUUGUUGGAAAUAUUAUAACACUUAAUGAAGCAUUAUAUUUUGAUACAGCACUAGUUCAAAAGAUGAGUGCUAAUUUUUCAGCAAAUGUAUUUUCAAAUAACACUGGUACACAUAUCGUUAAUACACAAGGAUACUCAAAAAUUAAUUCAGAUACACAAUUAUUUUAUUUUAAUAGUUUUCAAGAUAAUAUUGCUCUUGGAUCAGGACAUCAAUAUGAGGAACGUUAUGGUUAUCUUUCAUAUGGUGAAAUUGAUGAGUUUAGUAGAAGACCUAAAAGGCAAGUCUUAACGCAACGUGGUGUUUCAUUUGACUGGUGGACACAUGUUGAUUUUGAUACAGCAAGAUAUCGUGGUACAAUACUUGCUGGAAGUUCACAACAACGUUUUUAUCAUAAUGUAUUUAAUAAUCCAUUAAAUGAUUAUGAAUUAGUUACCUCAAAUGCAUCUCAAUAUAUGAUUGGGCGUAUUGAUGCAAGAGAAAAUUACUGGGGUUAUCCUGGAACUUCUGGUGUAGCAUCUGGAAAAAUUCGUGAUUAUAAUGAUUAUCAUUAUUUAAUUUCUGUUGACUAUGAACCAGUCCUUGAAUCAAAUACUUCUUUAAUUGAUGGUGAUUGUCCUGCUGGUUGGUUUAUUGCCGGAAAUAAUGAAUUUAAAUCAUGUUUCUUAUUUAUUGGAGCUGUAAUGACAUAUAAUAAUGCAGUUAAUUUUUGUGCUGAAAUUGGUGGAUUUAUGCCUUACUUAAGAACAGAUGACAUAAGACAAAUGAUUCUUGCUAAUAAAAUAGAUUCAAUAGUAAAUUCUGAAAUAACUGAACCUGAAAAGAAAAAUUUACUUCCUGGUCAUCAAGAAGUAAGUAUUUGGAUUUCUGGUGUUUCUGUACCAUCUAUACAAUGUGGUAAAAUGAGUAGUCGAAGUGGUAGAAUUGGAAUAGAAAAUUGUAAUUAUCUUUUACCAUUUGUUUGUGAAAAAGGAACUAAACCAUAUCAAGAACCAAUUAUGUGGAGAAAAGGAUUAACAUAUUUUGUUAUAAUAUUAGGAUGUCUUAUUGGUGUUUUAGUUAUGCUUUCUGUAUGUUGGUAUUUUAAAUCAAAAAAACGUGAUGAGGAACAUAUUAUGCGAAAAGAUUUUGCUAGAGAAUCUGUUAAACGUAAACAGGAAGAAAAAUUAAGAUGGGAACAAUUAAAACAAAGGAACAUGUUAGAAAAUCAGAAACAACUUCAAAAGAAAGGUCAUGAGGUUGAUUCAAUUUCGAAAGCUCAUAUGAAUUUAGUUGAUGGUAAUGCUGCUUAUACAGCAUCAUCUUCUAGAACAACAACUUACUUAACAAAUAGUAGUAGUGCUACAACUCCAUCAACAAUAAGAACAGGGGUUGAUACAUUAUCUACUGAUGAUUAUACAGCUUGUACUUCAGUUACCAAUUCGUAUGGAGUUCCUUCAUCAAAUAUAAGUAAUAGUCGUGUUCAUGCAAAUCCUAAUCCAUAUGCUGAAAUUGAAACAUUUACUAGAAAAAAUUCAAAAACUCCUAUUAUAUUAUCAGGUAAACAAGACUUUUUAUCAGAAUGUUCAACAUGUGAUGGUACAGAAAGUUCAACAUACUCUAGUGUUAAGGGAAGUUCUGUAACUGAUGAAACAAGUAAUUGUUGUAGUGAGGUAAGAGAAGGAACAAAUUCAGAUAUUUCUUCUACUCAAACAUUAAUACCAAACACAAAACCAUCAUUUAUAACUUUUGGUAAGAGUAAUUUACCAAAUAGUAGACCAAAAUCAACAUUUAUCCCAAAAACAUCAGCCACAACAUAUUUGUCAUCCUCCAAACCACAAUUAAUAUCUGCCACCUCAAAUCCUUCUAUCCUAAAUUCAUUAAAAAGUGAAACAAAUAGUAGUUAUAAUAAUUUUGGUAAUCAACAAUCACCACAACCAAAAUUUAUUCAAACACCAAUGGUAUCAGAAUUAAGAUCAUUUUCAAAUUACCAACCAUUAAGACAAUCCGGUCGUUUACCAUUUAAUCAACCAGAUACACCAUCAAAAUCUCUUAAUAAUCUAACAGAAAAUGUUAACACUCAAGUAUCAGAUUACAAUAUAUCAAAAUAUAUACCAACUGAUAAAAAAAAAUCAUUAGAAACAUCAAUGUAG
Molecule: messenger RNA, 9381 nt
Organism: Strongyloides ratti
Lineage: Eukaryota; Metazoa; Nematoda; Chromadorea; Rhabditida; Strongyloididae
Product: SRCR domain and Parallel beta-helix repeat and Pectin lyase fold/virulence factor domain and Pectin lyase fold domain and C-type lectin-like domain and C-type lectin fold domain and SRCR-like domain-containing protein
Exons: 1
Coding region: 1-9381 (3126 amino acids)
Cellular component (GO): membrane
Source: RefSeq, a predicted model, not a curated record